AUAAUGUUUACCUCUGCUUCCUCAAAAAACCCACACAAACAUCUAAGUGGCCCUUGGAACCCCGCAAACUAGAGAUGGACGCAUUGGAGACGGGCUGUCAUGCCAAUUGGUCUCCACAGCGGAAUCCAAGGUGUUUUGCGGGGUCCCCGCAAAACAAGAACAGGCUAUCAUGACCCUUGAUUUGAUAUAAAAGCCCUGUCACGCAUGUCUGAUUAUAAUUCCUGCUCCUUAGAUUCUUUUUCCUUGUGAGAGCAAGAUACAUUAUCAAUUCGGAUCUGCUAAAAUUUCACUAUUAAAGAAUGUCGGAUCUUAAAGAAGAAUGUGUAGAGAAGCACAUUGAGAGUAGCCCAGCCGGAUCAACGUACCCUCCUGAAAUCGUCGCAUUGUACGAGAAGUUCGACGAUGACAGAAGGAAAAAGUUGCUGCGGAAGAUGGAUUACCAUCUAAUCCCAAUCAUCACCCUGCUCUAUCUUUUCGCAUAUCUAGACAGAGGAAACAUCGGAAAUGCAAAGCUGGCUGGGCUUUUAGAGGGUGCUCAUAUCAAUGACGCCGAAUAUAAUAUCUGCCUUACGGUUUUCUUCGUCACCUACGUGAUCUUCGAGGUUCCUGCCAAUAUGCUUCUGAAGAAGUUCAAGCCCUCGGUUUGGAUCCCAACAAUUGCCGUCUUAUGGGGAAUCGUCAUGGUCUGCCAUGGAUUUGUCCACAGCUACGCCGGCUUGUUAGCUUGUCGACUCAUGCUUGGUAUCCCCGAAGCAGGAAUCUUUCCCGCUUGCUCGUACUACGUGACGAUGUGGUACCCUCGAGCAGAAGCACAGUACCGGACAGCACUGUUUUACGGGGCCGCCUCCCUCGCUGGCGCAUUUUCUGGUUUACUUGCUUACUGCAUCUCACUAAUGGAUGGCGUUGGAGGAUAUGGAGGGUGGCAAUGGAUUUUCAUUCUUGAGGGGGCAGCUACAAUAGUUGGUGGCCUAGUGGCAUGGUUUUUUAUCCACGACUCCCCGAAUGGAGUGAAGUGGCUCGAUGAAGAUGAGGCUGCCUUCGUUACCGCCCAGCUUGCUUAUGACGGAAACAGCACAGGAAAUGCCAUGCAAGAGGGACAAAAGAAGAGUGUCUACAUCAAAGAAGCUUUCUGUGAUUGGCAGAUUUACCUCAGCUCUUUAAUCUACAUUGGAAUCUCAACUAGCACGUAUGGUAUCGUUUUCGGCCUACCCACAAUCAUUAAGAACCUGGGCUACACCGCUCGCAUCGCUCAGCUUCUCACUAUUCCCCCCUACGCCACCGCAUGCGCGAUAACCAUCGUUGUGGCCCACUUCUCCGACAAGUACAAGAAGCGUGGUGUCUUCGUCAUCGGCAGCCUCACUGCCUCCGCUUUCGGCUUCAUCCUCGCCAUCGCUACCUCCAACCGCCGAGACCUCUCUGGCGUAACCUACGCUGGCUGUUUCAUCGCCUGCUGCGGCUUCUAUCCCGCGUUCCCAGGUAUCAUCGCCUGGCUUGCUAACAAUCUUGCCGGGUCGUACAAGCGUGCUAUUGGAAUGGGGUUGCAAAUUUCACUGGGAAACACAGGCGGUUUGAUCGGGUCGAAUAUUUUCCGUGCUCAGGACGCACCUGCAUACAGACUUGGUUACGGCAUCUCGAUAGGCUUUAUUUGUAUGUCUGGUGUGUCCGCGACGCUCAUGGUCAUCAUCCUAGAUAGGAUCAACAAGAAGCGCGCGGCGGCUGUGGAAGAGAUGGGCGGAGAGGCGAUUGUCAUUGAGGAGCAAGGGGAGUGGAAUCUCACGGAGAUGGGUGAUCGUAGCCCGUUAUUCAGAUAUAUCUUGUAGAAUUAUGUCGAUGAGUUUGGAAUAAUCUAGAAUAGCAAAUAGGC
Molecule: messenger RNA, 1864 nt
Organism: Pseudogymnoascus verrucosus
Lineage: Eukaryota; Fungi; Ascomycota; Leotiomycetes; Thelebolales; Thelebolaceae
Exons: 7
Coding region: 300-1820 (506 amino acids)
Biological process (GO): transmembrane transport
Cellular component (GO): membrane
Molecular function (GO): transmembrane transporter activity
Source: RefSeq, a predicted model, not a curated record